GCGAAACUCGAACGGAUAGAGCAGAUGGUCCAACUACAUAACUUUUUAUUUUUCAUUACUUCUAUGGUCGUGCCUCGUGGCACGGCAGCACCCUUACUAUUGAAAUGGUUUGUCAGUAGAGAUGUUCCCACUGGUGCCCCUUUUUCCAAUGGGACUAUAAUUCCUAUUCUUAUCCCUUCAUUCCCUCUUUUGGUCUAUCUACAUUCUAGGAAAUUCAUACGCUCCAUGGACGGAGCAAAAAGUGGAGUCUUGGUCAAAGCAAGCCGCCCUAUUCUAUUACCAGACAUAAUUGGGAGAAGCUCAUCCGAAACUAGAGCUGGAAACGCCUCAUUUCGUUUCGUUCCCGUUCUUCAUUUCCUUCUUAUCGAAUCCAAGGGGGACUUCUCAUAUUUAGAAUCUUUCUACGGUGUGCUCUGUUUACUAUUUUUUCGUACUCUCUUCUCUUUACCACGCGAUAGGUCAGCAAAGCGUGAGUGGGCGCAGAGAAGGAAACGCAAAACACUUCGGCCUAAGCCUAACGGGAAUGAGCAAAAACGAAAUGACAAGAUGGGGUGCUCCGGGCACCCCCAUUUAGAAAGAAGGGUCGAAGGUUUUUGGCCUGUAGCUUUACCCGUCCCUCCUUCGUCGGGUGGUGCUUGUGUGGGGGGUGUGCCACCUGAACCUGAAAUCGGGCUUGAAGCUCUCGCCUUACAAACGAGCCGACAGUUGAUGGUUGUUGGUCAGGACUACCACCAAAAAGCUCCAAUGAAGAUGAAUAUUUCACAUUUUGGAGUGUGCAUCUGUAUGUUGGGUGUUCUUCUGUCGUGCGACCCGGCGGCUUAUGUGCGACCUGUGGCCCACGCCUCCUAUUUGUUCAGGGUGGGCGGCGUGAACUUUGACUUGAUCUGGGUAUUCAAUCCCGCCGUUGAGAUCCUCGCUGCUCGGAAACACCAAGUGUUGACCACACUGAGAGACACGAAAGCGCAGGUAAUGCCAGUUGGCGAAGUGGCGUUAAGCAUCCGUAGCGGUACGAAAAGAGAGGUCGUGAUGAUAUCAUCUACGUCCGUACCGCUCCUUCCAGGCCGUGAGCGCGGUAGGAACGGGCUUCCCAAAAAGCCAGCCCCAGGCUGGGGUCGGCAUAGAAUGAAGGGGACGGCCCUAAUGUUGUUGUGUUGGCAAAGCCAACUUCUUGGGUUGCGGGUGGAGAAGAGCGGACGUGGGGACUCAAACCGGGGCAAGCCUGGGAAUGGAAUUCGAGACUGUCUCACUCGGCCUCCUCGCAAGAACACACCUAAACGUAGUAAAACCCAGUUUCAACCUCAAACUCAUUCCAAGGCUGCUGCUACUAAUGAGGAUUCUUCUGAUCCUUCCUUUGAGUUAGUUAAAAGCCCUUCUCGUCAUAAGCUGCUCCUUCUCUAA
Molecule: messenger RNA, 1398 nt
Organism: Vigna angularis (adzuki bean)
Lineage: Eukaryota; Viridiplantae; Streptophyta; Magnoliopsida; Fabales; Fabaceae
Product: cytochrome c biogenesis CcmF C-terminal-like mitochondrial protein
Exons: 4
Coding region: 25-1398 (457 amino acids)
Biological process (GO): cytochrome complex assembly
Source: RefSeq, a predicted model, not a curated record